Molecule: messenger RNA, 1291 nt
Organism: Drosophila takahashii
Lineage: Eukaryota; Metazoa; Arthropoda; Insecta; Diptera; Drosophilidae
Gene: U2af38
Product: U2 small nuclear riboprotein auxiliary factor 38
Biological process (GO): mRNA splicing, via spliceosome
Cellular component (GO): spliceosomal complex; U2AF complex
Molecular function (GO): metal ion binding; pre-mRNA 3'-splice site binding
Source: RefSeq, a predicted model, not a curated record
UGGCAACGCCACCAAAUCCGACCAGACGCUGCUUUUUACGUGCGGCAUCCGAAAAUAAUAGAAAAUAACUGAAAACACACAGGCGGCGCUAAAAAUCGCAGUUUGAACGCGUCGCAGAGGCAAGCGGGCAGCGAAUCCACACACUUUGGCCCCCGCAACGACACAGCAGAGCCGCCGACAUGGCCGAGUACUUGGCAUCCAUUUUUGGCACGGAAAAGGACAAGGUGAACUGCUCGUUCUACUUCAAGAUCGGCGCCUGCCGCCACGGCGACCGCUGCUCGCGCAUCCACAACAAGCCCACCUUCUCGCAGACGGUGCUGCUGCAGAAUCUGUACGUGAACCCGCAGAACUCGGCCAAGUCCGCGGACGGAUCGCACCUGGUGGCCAACGUGUCCGACGAGGAGAUGCAGGAGCACUACGACAACUUCUUCGAGGACGUGUUCGUCGAGUGCGAGGACAAGUACGGCGAGAUCGAGGAGAUGAACGUGUGCGACAACCUGGGCGACCACCUGGUCGGCAACGUCUACAUCAAGUUCCGCAACGAGGCGGACGCGGAGAAGGCGGCGAACGACCUGAACAACCGCUGGUUCGGCGGCCGCCCGGUCUACUCGGAGCUCUCGCCGGUCACCGACUUCCGCGAGGCCUGCUGCCGGCAGUACGAGAUGGGCGAGUGCACCCGCUCCGGCUUCUGCAACUUCAUGCACCUGAAGCCCAUCUCGCGCGAGCUGCGGCGGUACCUCUACUCGCGCCGCCGUCGCGCCCGCUCCCGCUCCCGCUCGCCCGGCAGCCGGCGCCGCGGCUCCCGCAGCAGGUCCCGCUCCCCGGGACGGCGGGGCGGCGGAAGGGGCGACGGCGUGGGCGGCGGAAACUAUCUGAACAACGAGCGGGACAAUAUGCGCGGCGGCAAUGAUCGCGGCAACGAUCGCGAUCGACGCAAAGGCGGCGGUGGAGGUGGCGGCGGCGGCGGUGGACGGUAUUAAUUAUUCUGGACAUUUUUUCAAUACGCUGGCAAUUGAGAGAGAAGGGACAACGGACAAGCAACAACGCCAAGUAUCGUGUAUUUUAUUCUCCGCGUUAGUUUUCCACAUUUUUUUACAACACUUUCGAGUCGAGGUGAGUGAGGAGAUCGGAGAGCAGAAGGGAAAGGAAGGAGAGGACGAUGGGGUGGUCCACCACCACCUAUGUACAAACCCCCCGCGAAAUACUUUACCGAACGCCCAUUAGAAUUGUAAUUUACUAUACACACAUUCGUAAUAAUAAAAUUGAGUAAUACUAUAUGUAUACAGAAAAU